UUGACUGCUGUAGGCUGUUCGCUCCCCUCCAUUUCAGGCGCAAAUGACCUGAGUGAAUGGAAAUGGAAACGGAGUUACCUGUAUAGCCUACUCAGGUAUCUAUUUUUCUCUGCCCUGGUUGAACUUUUGUGAAGUUGUUUCUGUUUAUGUCCCUCAACAGAAACGACAAUGAAUACAAUCUGCGUAGUAUGAGCAAACCUAUUGGCGGCAUGAGGAAGAAAGUGACGGACGAUAGAGAGCGGCGGAGUCUCAUAAGAGCGCCGUCUGAAUCGAGCAUCAACAACCCGGGCGUCACCUCUGCCGCCCGCGAACCGGAGCUCGCCACCAACCAGGAUGUCACACCGGUGUUCGUGUACGUCUUGGCGUUUUUUUCAGCCCUGGGCGGCUUCCUUUUUGGCUAUGACACCGGGGUGGUCUCCGGGGCAAUGCUUCUCCUGAAAAAAGAAAUGCAUUUGACCGCUCUAUGGCAGGAGUUGUUGGUCUCCAGUACUGUGGGUGCAGCGGCGCUCUCUGCCCUGGCUGGCGGGGCUCUGAAUGGGCUCUUCGGGCGCAGGAUCUGCAUACUAAUGGCGAGCUUCAUUUUCACUGCCGGAGGAGUUGUGUUAGGUGCUGCUCCAAACAAGGAGGUUCUUCUUGUCGGAAGGAUUACAGUUGGUUUGGGAAUAGGGAUUGCCUCCAUGACGGUUCCUGUUUACCUUGCGGAGGUCUCCCCACCACACCUGAGGGGUCAGCUGGUCACCAUUUACACCCUCUUCAUCACGGCCGGCCAGUUUAUUGCCAGUGUUGUGGACGGGGCCUUUACUUACCUGCACCACAACGGCUGGAGGUACAUGUUGGGUCUGUCCAUUGUCCCUGCGGUGCUCCAGUUCUUUGGUUUCCUCUUCCUGCCAGAGAGUCCCCGCUGGCUCCUUCAGAAGGGCCUUACCCAGCAGGCCAGGCAGGUGCUCAGCAGGAUCCGCGGGGGCCAGAACAUUGAAAAGGAGUACGACAGCAUGAGGACCAACAUCGAGGAUGAGGAGAAGGAGGCAGGAGGUGGCCCUGUACUGUGGCGUAUGCUGACUCGCCCAUCCACCCGCAGAGCCCUGACUGUAGGCUGCGGCCUGCAGAUGUUCCAACAGCUCUCUGGGAUCAACACUGUCAUGUACUACAGCGCCACCAUCCUGCAGAUGGCGGGAGUGAGGGACGACAAGCAGGCCAUCUGGUUGGCUUCCGCCACAGCCGCCACCAACUUCCUGUUCACCCUGGUGGGGGUGUGGCUUGUGGAGAGAGUAGGACGCAGGAAGCUGACGCUGGGGAGUUUAAUAGGUACUGUUUUGAGUCUGACGGUCUUGGCUGUAGGGUUUCUGCUGUCAGCCCAGCACUCGCCUGCAGUCACGCUCCACCCCACUGACCCCACUCUCAACUCCACCUCCUGCACACUAUAUGGGUCCUGUGAGCCCUGCAUGUUGGAUCCUGGCUGUGGGUUCUGUUACCGUGAGAACGGUUCCACUGUAUACGACUCUUCCUGCAUACCUGUCAAUCAAACAUCCGCUGAUGAGGCCGCCUGGGGCAGGUGUUCCAAUCUGAGCCAGUUCAGUGAUGGGUCUCUCUGGGCCUAUAACUACUGCCCCACUUCCUACUCCUGGAUAGUGCUGCUUGGGCUCAUCCUCUACCUGGCUUUCUUUGCUCCAGGUAUGGGGCCAAUGCCGUGGACAGUGAACAGUGAGAUCUACCCUCUGUGGGCCAGGAGCACUGGGAAUGCCUGUUCAGCCGGAGUCAACUGGAUCUGUAACGUCCUGGUGUCACUCACCUUCCUCCACGUCGCUGAGUACCUCACCUACUAUGGUGCGUUCUUCCUCUACUCAGGCCUGACUGUGCUGGGGCUGCUGUUUGUGCUGGGCUGUCUGCCAGAGACCCAGGGCCGCAGGCUGGAGGAGAUGGAGGCCCUGUUCUCUGGAAGCCUCUGCUCCUGCGGGGCGUCUGACGGGGAUGGGGACGGGUCCAGAAACAUCCUGUACAACAGCGUAAAAGGGAGCGACAUCCUCUCAGACAAUGAUGCCUCGGACAUGGAGUAGACUUGGAGCGUCUAGGAAGCUUUUUUGUCUUUUCUGUCUCUCUCUCUCACACCUUCUUGUACUUUGGUUGGUGGACCUACAGGCAGUGGUGUUAAACUCACUUGAUUACUGGGCCUUUAGGGUAUAGCAGCUCUCCUAACUGGCUGGUGGACGAGACUCCAACUCUCCUAACAACAUAGCAUGUGAUUUACUGUAGCUGUGGAUGUCUAUGGUGGAGUUGGUACUUGAAAUACUUCCUUUUGUGUAUUGGUAGCUACAAUUGAUGUUUUGAAAUUUUCUAGCCCCAUAGAGAGUUCAGCCAAGUGCAUUAUGGAGUUGGACGGUGGCAUAGCAUAUACAGUGCCUUGCAAAUGUAUUCAUCCCCCUUGGCGUUUUUCCUAUUUUGUUGCAUUUCAACCUGUAA
This is a messenger RNA of Coregonus clupeaformis (lake whitefish), 2457 nucleotides long. Its product is annotated as proton myo-inositol cotransporter-like. Gene Ontology annotation, biological process: transmembrane transport. Gene Ontology annotation, molecular function: myo-inositol:proton symporter activity. The record is from RefSeq and is a predicted model, not a curated record. Bases 147 to 2054 code for a protein of 635 amino acids. NCBI's taxonomy places the organism in Eukaryota, Metazoa, Chordata, Actinopteri, Salmoniformes, Salmonidae. Gene Ontology annotation, cellular component: membrane. The transcript has 10 exons.